AUGGCGCCCGGGCCAGCUUUGCCAGUGGUCCUCCCGGGCCCCGUAGAACUUGUGCUCGCCAUCGCCGGAUACGCCCCGCCGCCGUCUCUGGCCACCCUCUCGCGCGCCAACAGCCUUUUCCGCGCCAUUGCAGAGGAAUGCUUGUACCCGCGCGUUGUUCUGGACCAGCACAACUUUACGCAAGGCUUCUGUUGGUGUCGCACGAUGAUGGCCAGCACCCGACUGGCGCUGAAGGUGCACUCGCUGGUGUUCGAUCUGCAUGUCAUGCUCGAGAGCGACGCGACGAAAGCGCUGCUGGCGGAGGAGCUGGUCAGGGCGCUCCGUGUGUGCAGGGACCUCACGCGACUCGAGGUUGGGUACAACUUCUGUGACAUACCGUCAACGUUGGGCGAGUUUCUGGGAGGCGGAUGCCCCCUCCGCUUGACGCACCUGCACCUUAACUCUUGGGAGCACAUCACAGACCUUGAUGCGGUAUGGAUAGAGCAAGCGGAGAUCACGUCCUUGGUCAUCCCGUGUUACGAGGAGCAUCCCGACUUGGGCGCCGUGAAUCUCCUCCCGCUCACACACAUCUACGCCCCGCUGAGAGCGAUCCUGCCGUCAGACAAAACCUCCUGGAGGCUGGUGCACGCCGUGGUAUCCACCAUUAUUCCGGAAGAGGACGAGGAUCCGGCCCUUCCAAGCUUUGUCAGCCUCGGGAGCUAUGCAGCCACGCUGACAGUCCUAGCGGUGGAGACACACGGUCCUCCGGGCCUCACCAUUUACGCGCUGCUCUGUCUUAUCGCGGACAGCCUCCCCAAUCUCACCACUCUCUCCUACGACGAGACAAUGGGCGACGGGGAGGAACGGGCGGACGGCGCCAUCUAG
Molecule: messenger RNA, 864 nt
Organism: Mycena indigotica
Lineage: Eukaryota; Fungi; Basidiomycota; Agaricomycetes; Agaricales; Mycenaceae
Exons: 2
Coding region: 1-864 (287 amino acids)
Source: RefSeq, a predicted model, not a curated record